Molecule: messenger RNA, 1405 nt
Organism: Trifolium pratense (red clover)
Lineage: Eukaryota; Viridiplantae; Streptophyta; Magnoliopsida; Fabales; Fabaceae
Product: oxysterol-binding protein-related protein 4B-like
Exons: 6
Coding region: 169-1350 (393 amino acids)
Cellular component (GO): membrane; intracellular membrane-bounded organelle; cytosol
Molecular function (GO): sterol binding
Source: RefSeq, a predicted model, not a curated record
GUCUCUUUCUCUGUCUGUCUGUGGUUUUGUGUUGUGACUUGUGACCUAAAAAGUGUCAGAAAGAGUUCAUUUCCUUAUUCUCUUUCUCUUGCUUCCCUGUAAAUUAGAGUACAAGAGCCGCGAUCUCACCCAAUUCUUCUUCUUCUUCUUCAACUCUCAACAUAUCAUAUGCCUAUGGCAACAGAAGGGAAGAGGCAUUCUAAAAUCGUCCUCACAAAGCCAUUCUCAUUGGAAAUUGAAUCAGACUCCGAGCCAACUUACAGUUACAGAGCUCCUAAUCUGAUCCGUCGCUUGUUAAGUUUGCUAAAGAAUGUACGGCCAGGAUCAGAUCUCACAAACUUACAGUUGCCACCAUUGUUUUAUUUCCCAAAAUCACAACUUCAGUGCUAUGGUGAAUCAGUAUACAGCACAACUUCAAAUUCAAACUUGCUAAGCAAAUGCAACAAUGAGCAGAGUCCAUUGGAAAGGUUAACAUCUGUGGUAGCAUGGAGCAUAUCUACCACACGCCCUACUUCUUUUGGAGUUGCUCCUUACAAUCCCAUUCUUGGAGAGACACAUCAUGUUUCCAAGGGCAACCUUAACGUCCUACUCGAGCAGGUUUCCAUCAAUCCUCCAGUAUCUGCACUACAUGCAACAGAUGACAAGGAAAACAUUGAAAUGAUAUGGUGCCAGCAACCUGUUCCAAAGUUCCGCGGUACAAGUAUUGAAGCUGAAGUGCAUGGAAAAAGGGUGCUAAAGCUUAGAAAUCAUGGAGAGACAUAUGAAAUGAAUUGCCCUCGCCUCUCAAUUAGAAUUCUUCCGGUUCCAGGAGUUAGUUGGGUUGGCAAUGUUAAUAUACUGUGCAAAGAGACAGGCCUUGUGGCUGAGUUGUCCUACAAAUCAUCCUAUUCUUUUCUUGGACUUGGUGGGAAUAGUAAGUUGGUCAAAGGAAGGAUCCUUGAUUCUUCAUCAUUCAAUGUACUAUAUGAAAUUGAUGGUCAAUGGGAUAGGACUGUUAAAGUGAAGGACACAAGCAGUGGGAAAGUCAGAGUGAUAUAUGAUGCUAAAGAAGUAAUUUCGGGGCUCAAAGCUCCUAUUGUCAAGGAUGCAGAGGGUGUGUGGCAAACUGAAUCAGCCCUUAUUUGGGGUGAGUUGACUGAAGCUAUUAUUAGCAAUGACUGGGAGAAAGCAAAAGAAGCAAAGCAAGGUAUGGAGGAAAGACAAAGGAAGAUGUUGAUAGAAAGAGAGACCAAAGGGGAACAUUGGACUCCUAAGAAUUUUUUGGUGACUUAUAGUAAUGAAAGUGGGUUGGAGUGUGAUUAUUCACCAAUUAAUAAAUGGGUCCCUCCUGCUCCUAUCAUAGACUUGUAAUUUUUAACUUCUGUACAAUGAUACUGCUUGGUAAAUGAAAAUUUUAAAUGGAAAA